Messenger RNA from Diplodia corticola, 1305 nucleotides. RefSeq lists its product as uncharacterized. Lineage: Eukaryota; Fungi; Ascomycota; Dothideomycetes; Botryosphaeriales; Botryosphaeriaceae. The record is from RefSeq and is a predicted model, not a curated record. Bases 1 to 1305 code for a protein of 434 amino acids. The transcript is spliced from 2 exons.
AUGGUCGCUCUCGGUCAGACCAUUACCGUCGUCAACAAGUCCGGCAAGGUCGUCAGCACCAGCAAGCACCUCGUCAAUGUCUUCAAGGAGGCCAAGUCCGCAUACAGCCAGCGCAAAGCCGAGAUCCAGGCCGUGCGCGAUCAGGAGCUGGAGCAGCGCCGCGUCCAGCGCGCCCUGGAGAACUACCACAUCGACGACGACACCAAGUCCAAGAGCUCGCGCCGCUCCAAGAAAUCGACCUCGACCCGCCACAAGUCGCACCACGGAGGCAAGCCCCUGCUCGAGCGCGGUUACACAGACAGCUUUUAUGCAAACGACGCCGCCGGCAAACCCGGCUCGUCGCCUCUCAAGAACGAGUACAGCGCGGAGCCCGGCCCUCAGAACCAGCUUACCCGCCGCUACACGGACGGUCCCUUGUCCAUCUUCUCCUCCAAGUCGAGCAAACGCUCCAAGGAUGACGUCGACAUGGAUCUCGCCUACGGAGACAUGCCUCCCCCGCUUCCCGACCACCGAGGCGAGAAUGAAGUGGAGCUCCGCAACCAGAUGAACGGUCUGACCCGCAUGCUGGACGAGGCCAACUGCCUGCAGUACUCCGUCAUGGCCAUGAUCGACAGCCUGCAGAAGAACCCCGACGCCCUGGCUGCCGUUGCCCUGACACUGGCCGAGAUCAGCAACAUUGUUGCCAAACUCGGCCCGGGCGCGGUUACCGCGCUUAAGGGUACCUUCCCGGCUGCCGUUGCCCUCCUGGCCAGCCCGCAGUUCAUGAUUGCCGCUGGCGUUGGCAUCGGUGUCACCAUCGUGGCCCUGGGCGGCUACAAGAUCAUCAAGAAGAUCCAGUCCAACAACGAGGAGAAUGCGAUGCUCCAGGCUGGCGGGCCGGUGCGGGCCAUCGAGGAGCCCGAGGAGCCGCUCGUGCUGGACGAGCUUCAGCCACCCGAGCUCAGCCGGAUUGAGAGGUGGCGCCGCGGAAUUGCGGACGUCGCUGCCGAGAGCUUCGGCACGAGUGUUGAUGGCGAGUUCGUCACCCCCGGCGCUGCCGACCGCUUUAUCAAGGAAGGCGUCCUCAAGGAGGACGACCUGAAGUCCCGCAGGUCUGCCAAGAGCAAGGCGGCUAAGUCGACGUACAGCUCCAAGACGCACAAGACCGACAAGACUCACAAGACCGACAAGACGUACAAGACCGAAAAGACACAGAAGUCGGCCAAGUCGGUCAAGUCUUCGUCGACGUCGAGGACAGAAAAAGAAAAGCCCAAGCGCAAGGAGCCCUCGGGAAUCCGCAUGCUCUUCAAGACGGCAACAGCCUGA